This is a messenger RNA of Morchella importuna, 321 nucleotides long. RefSeq lists its product as uncharacterized. The transcript has a single exon. Bases 1 to 321 code for a protein of 106 amino acids. The record is from RefSeq and is a predicted model, not a curated record. Lineage: Eukaryota; Fungi; Ascomycota; Pezizomycetes; Pezizales; Morchellaceae.
AUGCUCGACUGGCGUCGAGAUGGUGGCGGUGGGUAUUUCUGGUACCGUAUUGAAGACCUCCGAGUCGCUGUACUUGUAGCCGCAGUUGAUGCGGAGCGUCCAGAGCGUCCAGAACGCUGGGUAGAUGCUGAUCCGCUAGACACACUUUCUCGUCGCUCGCGGCCGCCUUUCUCGCUGGUAGGUGAUACAAGGAUGCCACUAUCGGAACGCAUCACUGGAUUGAACUCGCACCCGCUAUCAUGGGUGCCAGGAGCCAUAGCCGACCAGAAGGUUGUAUUUGAGCUGGUUUUUUCAGAGAGGUUGGAGGUAAGUUGGAGAUGA